UAAUGAAAAAUACAGGUUGUCCAAGCAAGAUGGCGACUUAUCUUCACCUAUGUUAUUUGUUGGCACUAUUUACAACUGUGUUCGGACUACCAGAGCUUGGAAUUUGGACGGUUAAAUAUGAUCAGGACAAUAUCAUUCACGGAUUUACCAAGAGUGCUUUUGCUUCAACAAAGAUAUCAGUUGCAAUAUCUUGCAGCCAUGCUGAUAGUGUAGAAGUGAUGUGGGUGAUACGUUUUUCCCCGUGUGCUCAAGAGUAUGAUGCGGUCGAAGGUGAUAAGAAUCGUCUAAUGAGCUACCUGAUGGCACCUCAGAUCCAGUAUGGCUUGGACUUUGACUACACUACUGUUGAGAUGAUGCAUAAUACCACCACCAUCGUCUGCGGAGACAGUCAAGUCAAUCUACCGAAUUAUUCGAAAAUCAAGCCACAGAAAUUCCCAGCUAUUAAAGUGUCAUCAACUGGGUCUCCCAAAGAAGCAACUACGGCAGCAGCAGCAACUACGCCAGCUUCAAGACGGCGCAGAGCUGCAGCUGAAAACAAAGACCAGAAUCUAACAUCCACUGCUGCCCCAGUAUCUCAACAUCCACCCGAUGAGAUUGACCACCAUGUGUUCGCGCAGCUGUGGAAAGAUGGCUACUAUCUCUUCGUGCUGCAGCUGCAACCACUCCCCUUUAACAAAUCCAAGGAUUUCCAAGCUGAUGUGACCGUCCGAAUGCCAGGCCCCCAUGGCUACAUCUCAGCAGUGGAGUUCCCGCUGGAAAUCUUCUACGGCAUCAUGGGCCUGGUGUAUAUUGUGUAUGGCCUGGUCUGGCUCGGGCUGCUGGCCUGCAAUUGGCGCGAUCUGCUUCGUGUACAGUUCUGGAUCGAGGGGGUCAUUGUUCUAGGCAUGUUGGAGAAGGCUGUGUUCUUCGCAGAAUAUGAGAGUAUAGCCAAGAGUGGACUGUCAGUGAAUGGAGCUAUCAUUGUUGCUGAGCUUGUGUCGUCCAUGAAGCGAGCACUGGCCAGGAUGCUGGUUAUCGUCGUCAGCCUCGGUUUCGGAAUUGUCAAACCGCGUCUGGGGGAGACUUUCCACAAGGUGCUGUGUGUGGGUGUCAUGUACUUCACGCUGGGCUCCAUCGAAGGCUGCAUGAGAGCUCUGAAGCCCAAGAGUGACCAGUCCAACGAGUUGAUGCUAGCGGCUGUACCACUAGCUGUCUUGGAUGCAGUCAUCUGCUGGUGGAUUUUCUCAAGCCUUGUCCAGACCACCAGGACCCUGAGACUGAGAAGGAACAUCGUGAAACUCUCUCUCUACAGACACUUCACAAACACCCUCAUAUUUGCUGUGCUAGCUUCCAUUGCCUACAUGAUCUGGUCCAUCACACAGCACAAGAUGAAGGCAUGCAUCACGGACUGGCGUGAGCUGUGGGUGGACGAGGCAUUCUGGCACCUGCUCUUCUCUGUGCUGCUUCUCAUCAUCAUGAUCCUGUGGAGACCCACAGCCAACAACCAGAGGUAUGCCUUCUCCCCGCUGUUGGAUGCUGCUGAGGACGAUGUAGAUGACGACACUGUCAUGAAUGAUGCCUUCGAUGGAAUGAAGAUGAGGACCAAGACCUACUCCAACGGAUCCCCAAAGCAGAAGGACUCCAGGUCAAAAUCAGUGGAUGAUGACCUAAGAUGGGUUGAAGAGAACAUCCCAUCAUCGCUGUCUGACAAAGCCCUGCCAAGCCUCCUGGACUCGGAUGAAGAACUACAGAACACGCACUUUGAGAUUUCCAAGAUGGAGUAGAGGGCUAUCUAACUCGUCAAGUGUGAACGACACCAAUCCUUGCGAGACAUCAACUGUAUAUACUGCACCACUUCCAGGCUGUCAUUCAUCUUCUUUGGGAGGGGGGCGAGGAGAGGGUCUAGGGGGCGAGUUUGCUAUGGUGCUUUAGGCAUCACAUUUCACCAUAUUUAAAGUCAAUGAUCAUGGCCAGGGUAAGAACGAUACGGCCAGUUUGGCAAGCAGAUCUCGUUGACUGUGUGGUAGGUUGUGCGUAUGAGUAGGCCAUCACAAUCACACUCAGCAUGCUGAGAUGGUUGAGUAGACUUCUGAAAUAGAUCUUUGGCACAAGUUCAAUCCGUGAUGGAGACGUUUAACAACAUUCAAUCACUACUAGGACUGGGACGAUACAACAACUGUACGAUCCGAUACAUAUCACGAUACUUGCAUGUGCUCUAGUCUGUGGUGCGUAAGCAUCUUUGUCAUAGACAGUAUGGCCAAAUGCCUGGCACUUGGCAGUGUCAAGUAUGGCGCAGUGGAUGAAUUUUUUUACAUUUUUUCUGAUCUUUUUCACUAGUACAUAGUGUUUGGUAUAACAUUCAUUAAAGAAUAAAUUUAAGUGAAGAAUCGAUACUUUUUACUUUUAGUGUCAUUGUGAUCGAUACUUGUAUACUUGAAAAAUCACGAUCCACAAAUGCACCGGUGUAUCGUCCCACUACUAAUCACUACCAGCUUAGAAUAUUUAUCAAGUGUCUGUUAUUGUCACACAAUGUGUAAGAUUGAGUUGUAAAACUUCCCCUGAUCAUUGGUCUUGGUCUGUCAGUGCUAUGUAUCCGUGCUAGUUGGUUCCACAAAAGUGUUAGUGGCCACGACCUCUGUUACAGGUGGUCUCCCUCCCGAACUGCCCUAUCUCUUCUGCUUGUUCUUUCCUCUGCUGUGAUAAGUACCAUGUUCAUGUGAACAGCUAUUUAGGAUGAGGCUUGACACGAAGACGAAGACGAAGACCUGGAUGUUGAGGAAUCAACAUCUGGGAAGAUAUUGGCAUGUAGAGUACAUGCGGGUCAAAUAUUACUAUCAGUUUGUAGCACUACAGGUUAUAUUGGCUCUGAGGUUAUGUCUAUCUUAGGGCUGGGAUGGGUAACUCGGGUACUUGUCGGGUGGGUCCUGAGUAGGACCCGGUUACCCACAGGACUACCCAGCCCCGUUGUUAGUCACGUGAUAUAUUGUUUAAUGACAAAAACUCACUAUAGCUCAGUGGUUACACUACAAGUCGCUAAUUUUUGCAUUUCUUUCUGACGAUGCACACACAUUCCUUAUGACUUGUAUAUGUUUGAGUUAAGAUAAAGCUUCAGUCCACUUUAGUGACAGUGGUCUGGUUGCUGAUUGUUUGAUACAUUUAUCUAAAUAGUUUUUGCAGGGCUGCAGUAAAACAAUUACCCGUCAGACAUUUUGUUCCCAACUCUUGAGACCUGCAGUGGCUACCCGCGUAGGGUCGGGUAAUAGGGGGUCAGGUACCCAGGUAGUAAAUUUGGACUCGUCCCAGCCCUAGUCUGUAUAUUGAUCCUUCUGUCCAACCAGUUCACAAGGACUGUAGAGUCUUCUGUCUUCUGAAUGUUUUCACUGCAAGAUCCUUCACCUCCAGAUCUGCCCUGAAUCAUUGAAUGCCUCCAUGAUGGGAGCUGUUUUGUGCAUUAUGAGCCCUGGGCUUAUUCUGGGAUUAUGUAGUGCUUAGCACCAACAUGUACAAACAUCAUCAAAUAGUAUAACUUUGAAGGGGUACCACGCCAGGCCAAUUGGUAUUCCUAGAAAGUUGCAUUCAUGUCUUCAAAAUCCAGUUUGUUUAUCUGCUAAGUCAAAUCCCCUUUUGAAAACCAAAUGUAGUAUGUUGUAGGCAGUGAAAUUGACUGAGAGAUGAUUUUGGAGCCCUCCCUUUUAAAAAUGCUGAAUAUUUGUGGUGCAAUGUUUGGAGGGAGUUUGAUUAUUAUCACAGUUGGGUUCCUUAGGGCAAGGUUAUGAGAUAGUGCUGACAUUAGUAAAAUGUGCAGAGUACCUGAUACUAGAGCCUCUUUGGACAUGUGCAGGGUUCCUGAUACUAGAGCCUCCCUGGACAUGUGCAGGGAACCUGAUACUAGAGCCUCCCUGGACAUGUGCCGGGUACCUGAUACUAGAGCCUCUCUGGACAUGUGCAGGGUACCUGAUACUAGAGCCUCUCUGGACAUGUGCAGAGUACCUGAUACUAGAGCCUCCCUGGACAUGUGCCGGGUACCUGAUACUAGAGCCUCUCUGGACAUGUGCAGGGUACCUGAUACUAGAGCCUCUCUGGACAUGUGCAGAGUACUUGAUACUAGAGCCUCUGGACAUGUGCAGGGAACCUGAUACUAGAGCCUCUCUGGACAUGUGCAGGGUUCCUGAUACUAGAGCCUCUCUGGACAUGUGCAGGGAACCUGAUACUAGAGCCUCUCUGGACAUGUGCAGGGUUCCUGAUACUAGAGCCUCUCUGGACAUGUGCAGGGAACCUGAUACUAGAGCCUCUCUGGACAUGUGCAGGGUUCCUGAUACUAGAGCCUCUCUGGACAUGUGCAGGGAACCUGAUACUAGAGCCUCUCUGGACAUGUGCAGGGUACUUGAUACUAGAGCCUCUCUGGACAUGUGCUGGGUACCUGAUACUAGAGCCUCUCUGGACAUGUGCAGGGUACUUGAUACUAGAGCCUCUCUGGACAUGUGCUGGGUACCUGAUACUAGAGCCUCUCUGGACAUGUGCUAGGAACAUUUUAGGUUUUGAGAGAGCUGUCCUCGUAGAACUCGAUCUUAGAAUACAAUUACCAGGGACCAAUCGAAAUGCUGGAUUCCAGAUGCUAUUUCCAACAACUGCUCUGUAGUGUCGUCAGUAGGGUCUGUGUAUAGAUGGCGCUAGUUGCAUGUUUGUGUCUGAAUCAGAUUGGCUUAACUGCGGGUGAAUGACGGACACCUCAUCUUGGUCAAAUGUCGAACUUCUCAUUGAAUGGGGCUGUAUGCUCGGAAUGGGGCUGUAUGCUGUGAAUGGGGUUUUAUAGCCUCCAGACUUGGGACAAAUACUCAUAGUAUGCUGUUAAUCCUAUAGCCUGUGAAUAGUAACUAAUUUGGUGAAAAGGGAGCAUAUGUAUUAUAAUCCAAACCCUGUUAUCGAUGUGUAAUUGCUUCAUGACAUCAUCGCAGUUGGUGUCCAUGUUGAAACAGAUGUAACGUGUAAGAGUUUGUAAUCCACUUGUCGGCUGUGCAAAGUGUGGGAUGUCAUCGCUGUGUGUUGUGUGAGAGUCUUGUCACUGUGAAGCACGGUACUUCCACCUGUCCAUUAUAACAGCAUACAUGUUCCAAUGUCCCAGGUUAGUAAGCUUACAGGCAUUUGACACAGAGAUAAAAAAAAAAAAAUUUGACACAGAGAUACAAAAAAUAUAUUUGACACAGAGAAACAAAAAAUAUAUUUGACACAGAGAUACAAAAAAUAUUGAAAUAUCCAAUCACUUGGUCAGGGAAUGUUUUGUUGUUCAAAUUUGUUCAAACUCUUGUGUCAAAUGCCUGUUUUGUGUGUGUUAUUUUAGCUUCUUCAUAAUAUAUAUGAAAUAAAAGAAAUAUUUGUUAUGUAUGGGCGAUCAGUGGACACUUUAAACUAGAAUAUAUUUUAAGGAAAGAAUGUCCAGACCUGUUUGAGACAGACUUGUUAGCGUUUCUGUCAGGAGGAGCAGGAUUUAAAGGUAUAGUGGACUUACCUGUUGGUGAGUUAGAAAGACAAAAGACGGUAUUCCAUGAUCGAUUAAUUAUUAGAUUUUCAUCUCUGCCCAUCACUACUACCGUAUUCGACGUAAUAAAUGCCCAGGGCGCUCUCAAAAUUAGAAAUAGGGGGCUCUUAAUAGAAUAUUAUUAUGGUGGAAAAAAACCAUAGUUGAAAGAUAUAUUUCGUGGUUUGUGCUGACAGCCUGAAAUGUUUAUGUACGACAUAUAUUAUUCCAGAAUUUAAUUGCCCAUAAAUAAGGGUGCAUAUAACACACGUAUUAUACCGAAUAAAUAAGUCUUGUGUACAUUGAUCAAUCGGAUGGGAUACUAAUUGGGCCUAUUCACUAGCCAGUAUAUCAGCAAAUAUCGCAGUGGGUGCUUAUUAGAGCGGGGCGCUUAUUACGUCGGAAACGGUACUUUUUGCCCCAAGUUCCUACAGGCAAAGAAAAUAUAUUUAUUUAAAACAAAAUGUUCAAGAUGUGUGUACAUGGUAUACAUUAAAUUUGACGGAUGCGAUUCACAUGAAGCUUUUAUGUUUGGUCAAUCUCAUCAAAUCAGAGAGCGAAGGGUCUGAUUUUAAUAAGAUUGAUUUUGGGUAGGACUUUGGAGUAGUUCAUCACAAGUAGCAAACAUAAAAAAUGAGGUACCUCCCAUCUCAAACUUUUGAAAACAAUGAAUGAAGAUGAAGUAAUCAACUUAUAGUGGAUUGUCUUGUCAGCUGAAGCUUGGGAGAAAUCACAUUCAGUGUGAAAACUAUGACAAGCAUUUCUUUGUUAAAAAAAACCCCGAGAGGCAGAAAGUUUUGAAAUCUGAUUAUCAAGUGCAUAAGUCACUCAGAGCAGAGCAGCAAUAUCAUGGCUAGUGUACUUUGUGAAUAAGAUAUUUAAUUGAUUUGAGAACAAUUUAUCUUGUCAUGUCAAACUUGUGACAAUUUUUAGAAGUCAGUGCCAUUUUUGUUUAUGUUGUAAAUAAUGUCCUGUUUCCCCUAUUGUGUUGUUUCCCCUACUGUGUUGUUUCCCCUACUGCAUUGUUUCCCUUUGUUUGAUGUGUAUAUGUGUUUGAUCUGCUGCCGAAACAAGAAACACUACAGCUAUACUACAGCUAUACUACAUUGGCUGGCGAAACAAGAAACACUACAGCUAUACUACAGCUAUACUACAUUGGCUGCCGAAACAAGAAACACUACAGCUAUACUACAGCUAUACUACAUUGGCUGGCGAAACAAGAAACACUACAGCUAUACUACAUUGGCUGCCGAAACAAGAAACACUACAGCUAUACUACAGCUAUACUACAUUGGCUGCCGAAACAAGAAACACUACAGCUAUACUACAGCUAUGCUACAGCUAUACUACAUUGGCUGCACAGCUGCCACAGCAUCCUACAGGAUGCCACUACAGAUGUGAUGUACAAGGCGGUAGCAAAUGCUUUUACACCCAAUUAAAAUGUUAAUUAGCCUGAAUCUACCAACUUUAACAGGUCAUGGCGCGCCCUGUGGUCUGUCGUGAUUGUCAUUUUGUUGUUGUCUUUGCCUUAUGAUUUUUUGUACAGUAUUUGUGAAACGACAAGUUUUGAAACCACUGGCUUUCAUCCCUCCUUCUUUCACCAGAUGUAUUAAUCAGACAUAGCAUUCCUAGGUUGUACGCUGUGGUUCUGGUAGUUGGGUCUUAUUGUCCAAAUUGUCAAAUCUCUUGGAAAUUAUUUUUUAUUCAAUUUCAUUAUGUAGCAGAAUUAGAUAUUUGUUGGCUGAAAUCAAUGUCAGUGUUUGAAUUUAUGUUUUGUCAUUGGAAAUACUUUUCAGCCAAUUUGACCCACAUUUUUUGUGUCCAAAACGCUUUGUUUUCUACAUGUUUAAAAUAAAACCAUCCAUAUUCAGAUUGUACAAUGCGUUGGUAUUUGGGGAAAUUUAACUUCACAUUCAGUUGUGCAUUGAUGAUGCAUUGAGGACUAUAUUUAUGGUAUAUACAAGGCCAUCUGAAAGAUUCGGUGAAGUAGAGUGGUGUUGUCUUUGUUGGGCUGUGUAAAUAUGUACAGUGUCGCACGUCUCCAGCUGACUGCCAGCUGACGGGGUAGUCUGUAUCAUAACGAUGUGUUCAGUCGGCCAUGUGGGGGCACGGGUGGCCCAGUCGUCUAAGGCGCCGUGAUUAACUGUGCAGAGUAGGUCCCUUGGUCACGCCAGAAACCUAUGAUUGUGGGUUCGAAUCAAAGUUUGCCCCGAUUAUGUUUCUAGGUUUGUCAGCCCCAUACCUGUGCUCGUGGGUUCACUGAAGUGGUAAACGUCUGAGACCUGCAUCACUUCGGGCUUUCCUCCCACAUUAAGCUGACACGCCGCGAUAUAACUGGAAUACUGUGACCUCGGGGUCGCGUUGUGGUCGUCAUGGGAACACUGGGAUGAUUUGACCACAUGGGUGGGUUGUGUGGAGCCUGGCAUGAUAUGGCUGGAAUGAUGCUGUAAGUUGGACAAGGAUCCACUCACUCACUCACUCGCUUGCUCUCACACAAUGCUUGAAGCUUCUGGUCAAGCAGUCAAACAAGAUGAAGCCCAUCUUCCCAUACUUUGCAAUUUUGGUUUGUUUUUGUCAUUUAAUUAUGAAAAGGUUUUUGGAUGAGUCAAGAAUGUAAGCCUUUAUCAACUCCUGCUGGUGUAGUGGUCAAGACAAGCUUUGUAAUUAUUGUAUUCAAAAUAUUGAACACUUUAUUGAAGAGUCAACAAUAUAUGUUUGUUGAAAUAUAUGGCUUUUGACAACUGUAUAUAUCCACAGGGCCAUUGUGUUACAGGAAGAACUAUCUGGCUACUUUUUGUGUGCUUUGGGAUUGUGUGACUUGUAAACCGAUAUGGUAUUGUUGAAAUGAUAAUUAUCAUCGCUAAACUUUGUUGGUAAGCUCAUCAUAUCAGAAUUUGAACCCAAUACUCCAUUUCGGUGUCUGUAGUGUAUAUUUGUUUCGUUGUGUGACUGUUACAUGCAUAAUAUGUUCUGUGUCUAUGAGAUGGCUGGAUGCGUUGAACCAGUGUGUGCCAUGCAUGUUCAGCUACAUCCUCCGCAGACCAGCUACGCCAUCAAAUAUGAUUAUUAUGAUGUUUCCCUUGUAUAAUCCAGGGGUGCACGGAAUUCUGGUUCGUGUAAUCGAAGUGUCACUCUCUGUUGCUGUGAAUGAGUACUGACAUAUCCACAGUAUGUGACUUUAUUCCUUCAGUUAUAGUGUAGUCUGUGAAUGAUGUACGUACUGCUUCUCAAACAUCAACUGAUGCUGUAUUUAUCACAGAUUUGUUUUAAAUGUCUGAUAAAAGGUAUGCAAGACCAUCUUCCCGGGUGAAGGGAGUUAACUGACUAUAAAAGUCCAGUUUCCUCCUUUGCCAAACUAGGCUGGAAUUAUGGAGUUACAUUUUGACUAGUCUAUGCAUAGUCCAAUCCAAAUCGCGCAAUGAAAUCGACAUCUGGUUCAUAAGCUGGAUUUGCAAAGCGAGUGUACCACCAAUUCGCCAUCAACGGAUAUUUUCCAAAUCGUUUCAUGUUUAUUAUCAAGGUGAUUAUGUGAUUUGAUGCAUAUUGCGAAGUAUGACCCGUUUUAUUACAAUAUAGAUUUUUAUUAUCGAUCAUCAGAUAGUCUUUACCGGGCGUGGCCAUUUUGUUUUAAGCAAAAGCAAGUGAUAUGAUAGGAAAAAUCUGAUUGGUCAGUAGGAGGGUCAUAGAAGGGACAUAACUUGUUAUCACACUGGGUUAAGCCCAGAAAUUCCAGCCUAAUUUGGCAAGGGUGGAAAGUGGACUUAUACAGUCAGUCAACACCCUUGACUCCUGAAGAUGAUGUAAGACUUGCAAGGGCAAUUAUAUAUUUCACAUAAUAUUUAAGAUAACAUUUAUGAAGGCCACAUUUUUUUGCUUUUGUGGUUUAUUGUUUUCACGGACUAGUUACUUUGUUGUGAGAGUUAAAAUAUUUUAAAUUGGAUGUGUUUAGCAGACAUUGUGUUGGACUGUGUUCUUACACUAAAACUGUAACUGGAAAUCUGAAGUUGCAGCGGCACUGACAGUUGCAGUAGUACUGACAGUUGCAGUGGUACUGACAGUUGCAGUGGUACUGACAGUUGCAGUGGUACUGACAGUUGCAGCGGUACUGACAGUUGCAGCGGUACUGACAGUUGCAGCGGUACUGACAGUUGCAGUGGUACUGACGGUUGCAGUAUCACUUCUUUCAGAUGCAAGUUUGUUCUCAGCAUUCUGUUAUUAAUAAAAUAAUUAACCAUU
This is a messenger RNA of Haliotis rufescens (red abalone), 9730 nucleotides long. RefSeq names its product transmembrane protein 87A-like. Gene Ontology annotation, cellular component: Golgi apparatus; membrane. Bases 3 to 1763 code for a protein of 586 amino acids. The transcript has 21 exons. The record is from RefSeq and is a predicted model, not a curated record. Gene Ontology annotation, biological process: retrograde transport, endosome to Golgi. NCBI's taxonomy places the organism in Eukaryota, Metazoa, Mollusca, Gastropoda, Lepetellida, Haliotidae.